AAUGACGUUUAAUAUUUAGUCGGUUCGGUGGUUAAAAGUAAUGUUAUUCUUCCUCUAAAAGUAAAAAAAACAAGUAAAAACGGAGUGAAAAACUUUAGAAAUCGCGUUAAUACGCGACAAAUUAUUAUUUCCUUUAUUUUCACCUUAAAAUUCUACGUUUAAAGUACAUAAAAAGCAAUAAUGUUGAAACUAACAUAUUUAAUUUCUGUGAUAACUGUAUUUUUUGGAAUCUGUGCAUCUCUGAGUAUACCGGAAAACACUGAAAAUACUGUAAACGAAAAAUUCCUAGACGACCCUAAAUACUUAAACUACGAUGAAUUAACUAAUUUAUUUAAACAAUUGGAAUCUGAAUACCCAAAUUUGGUUCAUUUAACAUCUGCGGGAAAAAGUGUGAGAAAUAGGGAAUUAUGGGCUCUUGAAAUAAACGCAAAUGUUCAAAAUAGAAGUUUACUUACACCGAUGUUCAAAUAUGUGGCAAAUAUGCAUGGUGACGAAUCAUUAGGUAGGCAACUUAUGGUUUAUUUGGCCUUAUAUCUGAUUAAAAAUUAUGGCAAAGAUGAACGUGUAACAAAAUUGGUGAACACCACAGAUAUUUAUAUAAUGCCUAGUAUGAACCCAGAUGGUUUUGAAAAUUCUGAGGAGGGCCUCUGCGAAUCAAAACCGAAAUACGUAGGACGGGAAAACGAGAACGGAAAAGAUUUGAACAGGGAUUUCCCUGAUCAAUUCGAACCCACAAGAAUCGGUACAAUUUUAUCCGGUAGACAACCGGAAACGGUUUCCAUGAUAACCUGGAUCAUUUCGAGGCCGUUCGUACUUUCCGGGAACCUCCACGGCGGCGCUGUGGUCGCAAGCUACCCAUAUGACAACUCAAAUACCAAAAGACACUGCUGCAAGGAAAGUAAAUCCCCAGACAAUGAAUUGUUUAAAACUUUGGCUCUAACCUACUCCCAACCCCAUCCAUUAAUGAGAGACGGAAAAGCUUGUAAAAAUGAUAAUUUUGAUAGAGGAAUCACUAAUGGAGCCUUUUGGUAUGAAUUACAAGGUGGCAUGCAAGACUUUAAUUACAUCCAUUCCAAUUGUUUUGAGGUAACAUUUGAACUGUCAUGCUGUAAAUAUCCAGAAGCUAAAACAUUACCUCAGGAAUGGUAUAAUAAUAAGGAAUCUUUGCUAAGAUAUAUCGAAUCUACUCACUGGGGUGUAAAGGGUUUAGUAACUGAUACUAAAGGUGAACCCGUACUGGAUGCAGAUGUUGUGGUAACAGGAAUAAAUCAUAAUAUUACAACAAGUAAUAGAGGGGAAUAUUGGAGAUUAUUAUUGCCGGGACAAUACGAGAUGUACGCCUCUGCUUUUGGUUUUCUGCCGUCUGACAAAACAUUCGUAACGGUGACCGCUGGACAUACGGAAAUACAAAACUUUCAACUCAACAGAAUUCCGCAGGAAAAUGUUAAAGGCGAAUUUACCAAGCUCAAAAAAGACGUAACUCAGUCUUUAUACGACGAAUAUGGGUUUUUAAUACAUGAUGAUGAUUUAUUUAAGCAUCAUCAUUACGCUGAAACGGAAAAAUAUUUGAAAAGAAUGCAUACUAUUUAUCCGAACAUAACAUAUCUGCAUUCUAUUGGUAAAUCUGUGCAAGGCAGGGAGUUAUAUGUCUUUGUGAUUGGUACCACCGCUGAAAAGCAUGUUCCAGGUAUUCCCGAGUUUAAAUAUGUCGCCAAUAUGCACGGAGACGAAAUUGUCGGAAAGGAAAUUUUAUUAUAUUUAAUUAAAUAUUUAUGUGAGAGAUAUGGAACAGAUGACAGAAUUACCAACUUAAUUAGGACAACUAGGAUUCAUAUACUACCAUCAAUGAACCCAGAUGGCUAUGAAAUGAGUAAAGAAGGCCCUGAAGAGAAUAUUUUUGGUAGAGGCAACGCAAAUAAUUUUGAUUUAAAUAGGAAUUUCCCUGAUCAGUAUUUUACAAACAAGUAUAACUCAAUUAGGCAACCCGAAACACAAGCUGUGAUGGAUUGGAUUUUAUCAGAACCAUUUGUAUUAUCGGCAAAUCUGCACAAUGGGGCUCUAGUUGCAAAUUAUCCAUUUGAUGACAACCCAGAAAAUUUGAAUGGUAUCGAAAAUUUAUCACCUGAUGAUCAAGUUUUCAAGUACUUGGCUCAUACUUAUGCUGAUACGCAUUUGAAAAUGCACAAAGAUUUACCAUGUCCCUUGUUUCCAAAUGAGCAUUUUGAUGGGGGAACCACAAAUGGGGCGAAAUGGUAUUCAGUUACUGGAGGCAUGCAAGAUUGGAACUAUCUAGUUGCAGGUUGCAUGGAAAUAACCAUUGAGCUAGGAUGUAUAAAAUACCCACCUGCAUCAUAUCUACCAACGUAUUGGUUAGAUAAUAGAGAAGCUUUGGUAACAUUCAUAGAACAGGUCCACAAAGGUAUUUCAGGCUUUGUUAGAAGUACAAUCGGUUCUGCGAUUUCCAACGCUGACAUCAUGGUAACCGGUAUAAAACACCCGGUAAAAACCGGCAAAAAUGGAGACUACUGGCGUAUACUUUUACCCGGACAAUAUAGCGUAACGUUUGCUGCAAGAGGUUACGAAAGCUACACUACUGAUAUUAUAAUUCCCGAAAGCGGACUUUUGGAAUUAAACGCAACUCUGAUGAAAGAUGACCCGAACCAUUGGGCCGAUGCUUACGAUUUCGGAUUGAGCGAGAACCAAUUUUCUCCGAAAUACCACGACAACAACGAAAUCGACCGAAUUUUGGCCAACCUCGAAACCAGAUACAAAAACUCGGUAAUUUUUCGCUCCGGGCACAGCGUCAUAUCCAGCAAGAUACAUUUCUUGGAAAUCAGCCACGAGGUUGCCGAAUCCGACGAGCAAAAAUUCCACGUUGCCGUGAUGGGCAACUUGUUCGCCACUCAGCCAAUAGGCAGGGAGAUAACUAUCUACUUGGCGCGCCAUCUGUUGGCCGGGUACAUGAGUAACGACCCUCAAAUCGUGGAAAUAUUGAAAAACACCGUUAUUCAUAUUAUACCGGUGAUAGACGAGAAUUUCCCUAAAAUUUGGGGGGAAUACGAUAGGCAAGUUUUGGGGAACAAAAGGCCGAAGAGUUUUCGGUGCAACAACAUUACUGCAGAUUUUAAAGAGACAGGGGAUUUAAUUUUGAACCAAGGUUACAGAGUUAACCAAGCAGAAGUGGCUAAAGUUUUUAAGAGUUUUCUUUUGGAGAAAAAGUUUGACUGGGUUCUAAAUAUUGAAGGUGGCGGAGAUGGAGUAAUAUACCCAGAAACAAAAUCCUUACUACCCCUUUACAAAAUAAUGGCGCAAACUUACCUAGACAACCUAAAAAUACCGCAAAUAUGCACGGAAAAACUUAAAGGCACCAACAACAAAAUAACGGAUUAUUUGUACCAUGAAUAUAAUACACCACUAUUGACGGCCAAAGUGUCGUGCUGUUUGUAUCCGGAAAUAGGCAACAUACCGUACAUUUGGAGGGAUACAUUGGCACCCAUAAUGAGUCUCCUAAACAUGACCAGAACCGGUGUACAGGGUAGAAUUUUCGACCUAAAUAACAAACCCAUGGUAAACGCUUCAGUAACCAUACAGGGUUCAGAGGAGCAAUCUUACGAUGCCAGUCGAAAUUUGGCUUUUUAUAAAAUUAUGCUGCCCAGUGGAUACCAUACACUUGUAGUGACUUGUAUGGGUCAAGCAACAGAAAUACGCAAAAUUUUAGUGGAAAAAAAUAAAUUGACCGUGGAAAAUUUCGUCUUGAAACCCGAAAACGCCCAAACCACAAAUAAUAGAAUAGAAAAAAUAAAUCACAACAUUCAAAAGGAAUUUUUGGGUAACAUCAAAACCGGCAUAAUCGGUUAUGUAAAGGAUACUUUGGAUCACCCUGUGCCAUACGCGGAAAUUCUCAUAGCACCCGGUAACAUUACCUUGCAAUCUGACGGCGAUGGAAAAUACAGCGUUGCCUUGUCACCGGAAAAAUAUACAGUCAAAGCCACGAAAAGUGGUUACUUUGAAGAUGUAAAAUUGGUGCAAGUUUUUGCCAUUUCGCAAAAACCAAUGGUCGUUAUGUUGACGUUAAAACAAAAUAUGGAUGUUAUGGGGUUGCCCAGGAUGGGUUUUAUUAUUUUAACAGGUGUUGUCAGCCUUAUUUUACUGGGGCUGGGUUUUUUUUGCUAUGUGGCGUUCAAAAGAAGGAACGAUUAUGGUCCAAUAGCGCAAACGUCAUUUUUUGACGAUUAUCGAGAUAAUGAAAAAGAAACAAUCCUGUUUAGCAGACCUUUUGAGAAAAAACCAGUUACAAGGCCCUAUUAUGAUGAAGAUGAUGAUGAUGAAGAGGAAGAAGAAUUCGAAAUAGACUAUGAUGAUAUUCGUAAAGGGGAUAUAUCUUCUGAUACUGAAGAACUAAAAUUAUUGCAAAUGUAAUAUUUCUUCUUCUAAAUUUAGGGGUUUUAUUUCCUCUAACUUUUUUGCUAGCAAGCCUUACAUUUUUAAACUAAAAUAACUUCUUUUUGUAAAAAUAGCAAAACCAUGUUUUUCUAUUGUUAACUAUUAACCGAGUACCUAAACACUUUAAAAUGUGAUCUGACUAUAGUUUUAGUGUUAAAUUAGUUUUUAAGCAUAAUUUAGUCAAUUUGAACGAUAAUUUUGUGUUGUAUUUUAAUUUUAGCAGAUUUUAUAUUUUUUACCAAACCAAUUUAAUAUAAGUAUUAAGUAUUGACAACCAUGCAAUUUUUAUAUUUGUAAGUCUAAUGUGUAACAAGCUGCAAUAUAUGGAAAGGAUGUACAUAAUUUAAAUAUUAUACAAAUUUAUACACUAUUGUAAAAUCUAUUAAUUGAACUUUAAUAAA
This is a messenger RNA of Brassicogethes aeneus, 4844 nucleotides long. The record is from the annotation of a GenBank genome assembly. Lineage: Eukaryota; Metazoa; Arthropoda; Insecta; Coleoptera; Nitidulidae.